This is a messenger RNA of Echinostoma caproni, 1284 nucleotides long. The record is from the annotation of a GenBank genome assembly. NCBI's taxonomy places the organism in Eukaryota, Metazoa, Platyhelminthes, Trematoda, Plagiorchiida, Echinostomatidae.
AUGCCUUAUGAAGGUUUAGUUACUUGUGCAUCAGACGACGAUGAGAAUGCGGAACAGAAACCCCAUUAUUUAUAUCUGCUCAAUGAAGACGAUAUUUUCACUAGCGUCAGAAGCUGGCAAAAUGUGGACUGCUCAAGCGAAUCGGAGUCUGAAGGUCAAACAAUAUUAAUGCUUAAUCUGAUCUACACCGAAGCGGCGAUGGACGAAAUCCGACGCAAGAAAUCAUUGCACGACAAAGAUGCGUUCGACCACAAGUUCUUGGUCCAUUCCGAAGCCCAAUAUCCGCUUAUACGGUUCAUGGUCAUUCGUUUUGACGGAUUCCUUCUGGAAGAAGGCAAAAUCGUGCGAUUUAAAAACGAAUACAUACAUGAAUUAGGAAAAUAUGAAUUCGAAUCUGCAAAAAGUCUUUGCGAUAAUUUCAACACUAUUUGCAAACAAGACACUCCGCUUCGCUCCGUGCAAAAAUGCCGUUUCAUUAAAUUCUAUCCACAAAACAAGCAAUUAAAAGCUGUUGUUGAGUUGGACUCAGACUUGGCAGAAGAAGAUCUACAGGCGGUGGAAUUUUACAGACUUAUAGAGAAGGUUUCCUCGGGCAAGAUUUUCUCCAUACAGGAUCUUCAUGUUUCAUGUAUUGUUGCUUCUAAACUGUCUAACCAUCAUGGACUGACCAUAUCUCUCAUCGUCGCUUCCCUCCUGGUUCUUGUUCCUGUCGAACCUCGUCAUCCCGGUCAACUAUCUCCGUUGAAGCUUGAGAAGAACGGGACCAUCCGAAAAAUGGGUAUUCUAAAGUCUACUGAAUUUGUCCGUGCGAUGAACGAUGAAUCAAGACAGUACAAAAUCAUCGACGUGAAUAUGCGUUCUAAUAAAGAGAACCUUGUGUGCGAUCUACCCGCUGAAAGCAAGCUGAUGAAACAUUUGCGUAAUCAGUAUCGCGAUGUGUUUCUCUUGAUGCUUGAAGUUGAGGCGUACGUGACCAAAAGCUGCAUCCCACAAAAAGUGGAAAACUUCGAUCCGCAAACUUACCUGAAAAGGGAAGAAGUGAAACAGUUAAUUAACACAAUACAAAAGAAAAUAGAAGAAAUCAACGAUGUGAAACUUCACGAUGUUCCAAAAAUAUAUUAUCCAUAUCGCAAAGGAAAGGUUGUGGUCGUGGUUGUACAGUGCUAUGUGGAAACCAAGGCGUUCACCACGAAGCAAUUAACAAACCGUAUACGGAGGAGUUUGCAAGCAGAAAACGGUUGCAACGGGCUGGCACCAAUCGGACUGAAUCUGACCGGUAGUUGA